Molecule: messenger RNA, 1509 nt
Organism: Impatiens glandulifera
Lineage: Eukaryota; Viridiplantae; Streptophyta; Magnoliopsida; Ericales; Balsaminaceae
Product: aspartic proteinase A1-like
Exons: 12
Coding region: 1-1509 (502 amino acids)
Biological process (GO): lipid metabolic process; proteolysis
Molecular function (GO): aspartic-type endopeptidase activity
Source: RefSeq, a predicted model, not a curated record
AUGGGAACAAAGUUUAGUGCAGCAGUUAUCACUCUUUUUCUUUCAUCCCUCCUUCUUCAACAGGCGUUUUCUGAAUCCAACGAUGGAAUCGUUAGAAUUGGACUCAAAAAGUUUAAGUUAGAUGAAAACAACCGGAUCCCUGUUCAGAUUACCACGCAAAUACUGGAUUCUCAAAAUGCUGACGGCAUUGUAAAGCUAACGAAUUUCAUGGACAUGCAGUACUAUGGUGAGAUUUCAAUCGGUACACCACCACAGAAAUUCACUGUGCAAUUUGAUACAGGAAGCUCUAAUCUGUGGAUACCUUCCUCAAGAAGGUGCUACUUAUCUCGUUGGUGUUUCUAUGUCCCUCGUUCAAGAACAUAUAAGAAGAACAAAUACGAUGCCCGUCGUUCAAGAACGUAUAAAAAGAACGGAACAUCUGCUGAGAUACACUAUGAUUCAGGUUCAAUAGCUGGCAGGUUUAGCCAAGACAAUAUUUUAGUUGGUGGUUUAACAAUCAAGAAUCAGGACUUCAUUGAAGCAACAAGAGUGUCCCGUUCUAUAUUUAAGUUUGCUAAGUUUGAUGGCAUUCUUGGCCUUGGAUUUCGGGAGCUAACAGAUUAUGGUGUUGUUCCAAUAUGGUACAACAUGAUGAACCAGGGACUGAUUCGGAAUCCAGUGUUCUCAUUUUGGCUUAAUAGAAACGCAAAAGAAGUGGAAGGAGGUGAACUUGUGUUUGGUGAGAUUGAUCCAAAGCAUCACAAGGGGAGCCAUACUUAUGUCCCUGUGACCCACAAGCCUUAUUGGCAGUUUGAUAUGAGUAAUGUUUCAAUCAAUGGUCAAUCAAUAGGUGUUUGCAGAUCUGGUUGUUCUGCAAUUGCGGAUUCUGGAACUUCUUUGUUGGCAGGUCCAACGACUGCUAUUACCAUGCUAAACCAUGAAAUUGGAGUCAAGGGAGUAGUAAGUCAUGAAUGCAAGUCAAUUGUUAAAGAGUAUGGACAAACCAUUCUGAAAAUGCUCCUAGAAGAGGCUAAGAAAAUUUGUUCCCUAAAUGGAUUAUGCCCAGUUAAUGGAACUAAGCGUAUCGAGAAAAAUAGUAAUAGAAUAACAUCACAUGUUUUCUCUAUCGGCAUGUGCGAUACUUGUGAAAUGAUAGUUGUGUGGAUGGAGAGUCGGCUAGUGAAGAAACAAACAAAAAAUGAUAUUUUAAACUAUGUUAAUAAGCUCUGUGAUUCACUGCCAAGACCAUAUCAAGCAUCAACUGUGAAUUGUUCACAAAUUUCCUCAAUGCCUAUAGUUUCGUUUUUAAUUGGUGGUAGAAAAUUUUCCCUCUCGUCUAAGGAGUGUAUAUGGAAGAUGGGAGAAGGUGCUGCUGAAGAAUGCAAAAGUGGCUUUAUUUCUUUGGAUGAUAAUUUUAAUUUGCCUCCUUAUAAACCCUUUUGGAUUUUGGGGGACAUAUUCAUGGUUCGUUAUCAUACCGUAUUUGACUUUGGAAGAUCGAGAAUUGGAUUUGCGGAUGCUGCAGGAUAA